UAUGGUACGGCUAGCUCAGCUACCUUGAUAUAGAACACGGUUCCUAUACUUAGCCCACACAGUUCUACGGUACGGCUACGUAAGCCUCCACGCACACAGAGUAUAUAUACGGCGUACGUAGCCUAGAUAGAUGCUCAUCCAAUACAUCACUUACCUCGUUCAAUGCAUUGUUUCACCUCCAUCCUCAUUAUUCAAUGGCAAGGGGCUCGAUACGACGCUUCAUAAAGGCGCUUGCCUUUCGAGGAGGUGGCUCAGCCAAUCUGGCAUGAGGUGCUCUGAGAAUCGAAUUGAUUGCAGACCUCUACAGCUGGGCAGUUGUGAGAGACAAGCCAUAGGAGAAACGAGCGAUGGGCUAGUCGCUAACUACCUGGCUGUGACGUGGAGUUCUAGGCAUAUCAGUCGCUCAAAUCCGCGCAUAUGGCGACGACUUUUUGUAGGAAUAGCAACUGAAUCCUAUCCUUAUUACAGUACAAGAAGGUCCAUCAUCAAUUCACAGAUGACCGCCCUCGGUCAAGCCCUAUCAGCUGAAGAAGCCUUUCAGACUAUCACCUCUCUACGGACACCAACAGUGCUUCGUUUAAUGAUGGGAGAGCUCGGUAAAAGAGGGUAGGCCGGGAGAAUCGCUGAGCAGCCUUUUGAGAGAAGAAGCAUAACACGGGUGAUCUGAAAG
Molecule: messenger RNA, 670 nt
Organism: Mytilinidion resinicola
Lineage: Eukaryota; Fungi; Ascomycota; Dothideomycetes; Mytilinidiales; Mytilinidiaceae
Exons: 1
Coding region: 131-610 (159 amino acids)
Source: RefSeq, a predicted model, not a curated record